This is a messenger RNA of Naegleria lovaniensis, 819 nucleotides long. RefSeq lists its product as uncharacterized. Gene Ontology annotation, biological process: peptidyl-lysine dimethylation. The record is from RefSeq and is a predicted model, not a curated record. The transcript is spliced from 3 exons. The coding region runs from base 1 to 819 and encodes 272 amino acids. NCBI's taxonomy places the organism in Eukaryota, Heterolobosea, Eutetramitea, Acrasida, Naegleriidae. Gene Ontology annotation, molecular function: protein-lysine N-methyltransferase activity.
AUGAGCCAACAUCCACCUCAGCAACAACCCGAAAAUUCCAAGCUACCGGUAGCCCAAACUGAAGAGGACUACUCUGGUGUAUUUGAAUCGGACAUGUUUCAAGUCGAUGAAAACUAUUUCAGAAAACCAAGACCAGCUCGUAUUGAAGUUUUUAACAUUGAACAAUCGGAUUUUGAAGUAAAGGUUCGACUUUUAGGUGAUCAUAUUUUGUGGGGAAAUUAUUUAUGGAACGCCUCAAAAUGUCUAUCCCAACAUUUCUAUGAAAAUCAACAUUUAAUUAAGGAUAAGACAGUGGUUGAAUUGGGAGCUGCUGGUGGUUUGCCAAGCUUGACAUGUGGAAAAUUAGGCGCUAAAAAAGUGGUCAUUACUGAUAUUGGACAUGAAGAUUUAAUUGAUAAUUUGAAAAAGAAUGUUGAAUUAAAUUUUGGAGAGAAUUGUACACAUGUAGAAGUGCGACCACAUGCUUGGGGAGAAAAAUUGGAGGAAACAUUUGGAGUUGGAGAAAAGAAGGAAACUUUCGAUGUCAUUAUUUUGAGCGACUUACUUUUUAACCAUAUUUGUCAUCACCAAUUGUUGGACAGUUGUGAAUAUUUAUCUCAUCCAAAUACAAUUAUUUAUGUGAGCUAUACUCACCAUCGACCUUGGUUAAUUAAGGAAGACUUGAAACUUUUCAAAUUGGCCAAAGAAAGAAACUUUUCGGUUGAGCACUAUUUCGACAAGAAGUAUCCACCCAUGUUUGAGAACGAUCCUGGUGAUGUUGAAGAAAGGUCGACUGUGCAUGUGCAAAUCAUGCGACCUAGGCACAUUAGCUUGAAUUAA